Molecule: messenger RNA, 1414 nt
Organism: Phytophthora infestans T30-4
Lineage: Eukaryota; Oomycota; Peronosporomycetes; Peronosporales; Peronosporaceae
Product: adenylyl cyclase-associated protein, putative
Exons: 1
Coding region: 26-1414 (462 amino acids)
Biological process (GO): regulation of adenylate cyclase activity; cytoskeleton organization
Cellular component (GO): cytoplasm
Molecular function (GO): adenylate cyclase binding; actin binding
Source: RefSeq, a predicted model, not a curated record
GAAAACCAAGUAUCAAGACAAGAGCAUGAGUGACGCCGUCAAGCCACUGCAGAGUCUGCUGGACGCAUUCGGCGAGCGCCUGGCCCGCGUGGAGGCACAGCUUGGCGUUCCGGUUUCGCCUGUUCCCGCACCUGCCGCCGCUGCCGCUGCCGUGGCUGCCGCACCAAUGGAGCUGUCACCUCAGCUCGAGGCCUAUGACGAAUACGUGGCUCAGUACCUCCCUCCUUUUGUGGAUGUGGCCGCUAAACUCGGCGAGGACACGAAGAAACUCGGAGAAGUGACGGAGAAGGCGUUCGAGGCCCAGCGCGCCUACCUGCUGAUGGCUAGCCAAUGCAAGAAGCCAGCUACUCUUAACCCAGAGCAUCUCAAGGACCUUCAGGCUUGCAUUAAGGAGAUUAACUCUCUGCGUGACAACCGCAGCGAGUUCGCCAACCACCAGAAUAUGGUGAAUGAGGGUAUCCAGGCGCUCGGUUGGCUCUGUGUUGAGCCUGCACCCAAGCCCUUCAUCGAGUCGUAUGUGGGUGGCUCGGACUUCUGGGGUAACAAGAUCCGCGUCCAAUACAAGACGUCCAACCCGGACCAGAUCGCCUUCGUGACGGCCUUCAAGAGCCUUCUGACUGAGCUUAUGGUCUAUGUCAAGGCGCACCACACGACCGGCGUCACUUGGAACCCCAAGGGCAGCGACGUGGCCAACUACACGCCCGGGGCGGCCGCGCCAGCCACAGCCGCGGCCUCUGCUGCUGGUGGUAUGACAAACGUAUUUGCCGGCAUUAAAUCCAUUGACCAGAGCGGCGGCAAGACCGCCGGACUCAAGAAGGUCACGAAGGACAUGCAGACGUGGCGCAAAGACUACCAGCCCGACGGCGCUGCGCCUGUAGCUGCUACUGCUGCUGCUAAGAAGCCGGCUGCACCUGUCAAAGUCGCCAAGCCUGCUGUCUGUGAAGAGCGCAACGGGAACUGGCAGAUCGAGUAUCAGACUGGCCCCGAGUCGCUCACCGUCAGUGGUAUCAGCAUGAAGCAGCAAGUGUACAUCUUUGGUUGCGAGGGUGCCACCAUCCUGCUGGAAGGUAAGGCCAAGAACAUCGUGUUCGACUCGUGCAAGAAGACCAAGCUCAUCUUUGACAACGCCGUGUCCAGCAUCGAGGUCGUCAACUGCAAGAGUGUACAGGUGCAGUGCAAGGGUGUGGUGCCAUCCGUGGCCAUCGACAAGACGGACGGCUGCCUCGUGUACAUCUCGUGGGAAGGUCGCGAAGUGCAGUUCGUCACGUCCAAGAGCUCUGAGAUGAACGUGGCGUUCCCGCAAGGUGCAGGCAGCGACGACUAUGUGGAGAAGCCGAUUCCGGAGCAGUUCGUGCACAAGAUUAUGGACGAUCUGACGAUCUCGUCGGACGUGUCGGACUUGUACUCGCACUAG